AUGUGGUAUCUCUCCUCCCGUUCUCCUUCCGAGAUCAAUUCCAAUAACCCAGAUGACAAUAUCAUCGAUAAUAUAAAACCUGCAGGCUGCGGGGUGGCCUUACCCGGAUAUUCCCUUCUCUGCUUCGCUUCACCCGUUCGUUUCCCAAGACAGGCUCUUGUCUAUUCUCUUUCCUCUUACCGACUGGCCGCAGGCGUUCAUUCUUUCAACUUCAUCUACACUCCCUUAAGCUUCUCCACGGCCGUCGCUAUGUUCUACCGAUUUGCGACAUUCCUUGUUCUUGCCUGCUCUUUCUCCACUGUCUUCUCUGCCCCUGUUCAGCGGCUUGCAAUUCUUCGAGAUAUCGAAGGAAAAGUUGAAGCCCGUGGGGCACGUCAGGGAAACCCAAACGUUAGGCGGCAGGUCGAUUGCGCUCCGGUCACCAUCACCAGGACUGUCACUGUCGACCCACCUGCCGCCACACCUGCCACUCCACCAGCUGGCAGCGGAAACAAUGCACCUGCAGCACCUGCUGGAAACCUCCAACCUUUUGCCGGCGCACUCGGCGGCCAACGUGCCCCCGCUGUAACCCCGGGCGGGCGCGGAUUCCAAGUAGAGAACAACGCAUCGUUCCAAGCGCUCCAGAACGCACUCCAACGUUCGUGCGACGUACAGAAGAAUCUCUGUGCCAACGUCGCGAACUCCGCGUCUGGAAGGGAUUCUGGGCUCACCGUAGGCCAGUGCGACCAGCAGGGCGACCAGUGUCGGGCAGGUAUCGCCUCAGCCGUCGCGAACGGCGGUGCUGCUCAGCAAGCUCCAGCACAGGACCAGAAUAACCAGGCCGCCACUCCGCCUGCUGCCCCAGAGAAUGCUGCGAACAAUGGCAGCAGUGAGACUACCGGCGACACCGUCGCAACCGCAGGGAAUCUUCAAUCCUUCGCUGGCGCUCUUGGCGGUCAGAGAGCACCUACCGUUACCCCUGGCGGCCGUGGCUUCCAGGUCGAGAACAACGCUUCCUUCCAAGCCCUCCAAGACGCUCUUCAACGCUCGUGCGACGUACAGAAGAACCUCUGCGCCAACGUCGCCAAUUCUAACGCUGGACGCACCUCGGGUCUUACGGUCAACCAAUGUGACGCGCAAGGCGACCAGUGUCGAGCGGGUAUCGCUACUGCAGUAACUGCUGGUACGACCGGUGGUGCCGCUCAGAAAGCACCUACCCAGAACCAGAACCAGAACAACCAGGCUGCGGGCCCGCCUGCUACCCCAGCAAGUACUGGAAACGCAGGAGGUGGUAAUCUUCAACCCUUCGCUGGGGCCUUGGGCGGCGAGCGUGCGCCUUCGGUCACAGCUGGCGGGCGUGGUUUCCAAGUUGAGGGCAACGCCUCGUUCCUUGACCUCGCCUCGGCGCUUCGCCGUUCAUGUGACGUGCAGAAGAACAAGUGCGCGAACGUCGCCAACUCCGAUGCCGGUCGGGGAUCUGGUCUCACCGUAGGACAGUGCGACCAGCAAGGCGAGCAGUGUCGUGCAGGUAUCUAG
Cyclocybe aegerita is the source of this 1515-nucleotide messenger RNA. The record is from the annotation of a GenBank genome assembly. Lineage: Eukaryota; Fungi; Basidiomycota; Agaricomycetes; Agaricales; Hemipholiotaceae.